Molecule: messenger RNA, 1372 nt
Organism: Haplochromis burtoni (Burton's mouthbrooder)
Lineage: Eukaryota; Metazoa; Chordata; Actinopteri; Cichliformes; Cichlidae
Gene: rwdd4
Product: RWD domain containing 4
Exons: 8
Coding region: 162-722 (186 amino acids)
Molecular function (GO): protein binding
Source: RefSeq, a predicted model, not a curated record
GUCAGGGGUACGUAUACUACGCAUGCGCGUGUUCAGAUCUUGGUGUUUUAGUGUGAGCUAGAGAAGUGAUAAAGUUUGAAUGGCAGGAAUGGGCUUUUAGGAGUGUGCCGUGUCCACGUCUGAAGCUCAGUACAGAGUGUGCAGUGCAGGAAAAGAAAAGUAUGACAGCCAACGAGGAUCAAGAGAUGGAGCUCGAAGCUCUUCGCUCCAUCUAUGAGGGGGAUGAAUGUUUCAAGGAAAUCAGUCCAGUUUCUUUCCAAUUUAGGGUAGGAGAACUCGAGGACAGCAAAGCAUUCAUUCUGGACAUCACAUGGCCUGAGACGUACCCUGAAACUGCUCCACAGAUCUCACUUGAAGCUUUUUUCAACAACAGGAUCUCAGCAGAGACGAAGCAGCUGAUCCUGGCAAAGUUGGAGGAGCAGGUGGAGGCUAACCUGGGUGCUGCAAUGAUGUACACUCUGUUUGAGUGGGCAAAGGAGAACCAGGAGACGCUCAUGGAGAACCACAAGUCUAUAGUAACGGCUGUGACGCUGACAUCAAACAGUGAGGUGAGUGAACCUGCCACAGCAGCAAAGAAGAAGGAAAAGAAAGAGCAGCUGACUAAAGCCCAGAAAAGAAGGAUGAUAAACAAAACAGAUCACAAAGGUGAGCUGCCCAGAGGCUGGAACUGGGUUGAUGUAAUUAAGCAUCUCAGUAAAACUGGAGGGAAAGAUGAAGACUAGGUUGCACAGACAAGCUACGUGAGGCCGAUGGUGUCUGUAAUACUUCAGCUACAUGCUCCACUCAACAUGACUGCUUCCACAAUGAGGACAGUGUGUAAAACUGGAUCUGCUCACAAUCCCAGUUAGACUCUUGACUGUAAGCUGAAAAUGACCUGAAGGCUUUGCUGUGCUUGUGGUGGUUUACUACUUUUUUUUUUUUCCUUCCUCACUGCUAGUACAGCUACGGCCAAAGCUUUUAGCAGUCACGUCACUGCAAAAUCAAAUUUUUUUUUAUUUUAAAACAUUUUUGAAAUUCAUGAAAUAUCAUAGAAACAUGUUUAAAGACAGCAAAGUGUAUGAAAUUAACCUUUGGCCAUAACUGUACAUGAGACAGAGAGCACAUUAGGCUUUUGUUGAAGAGUGAGUCUCCUGCUCUGUGGUCCGUCAGGGUGAAGUGUGCUGGAGUUUAACUGAUCUACUGCCCAGCACUGAGCUGUUGGGGUUCUCAGCUGAAGCGUUAUGCUGCUGUUACUGUGAGGUACCAUGUGAUGUGUUAAAAGCAGAGCUGCGUGUUACAUUUCUCAAUAUUUUCCUAUUUUGAUAAAUGUUCCUCUGCCCUUUGAAUUGUAAAGCCAGAAGUUUUUAUAUAGAAAUAAAAUCGAUUUUAUCUA